Messenger RNA from Priapulus caudatus, 2453 nucleotides. RefSeq names its product probable protein phosphatase 2C T23F11.1. Lineage: Eukaryota; Metazoa; Priapulida; Priapulimorpha; Priapulimorphida; Priapulidae. Gene Ontology annotation, molecular function: protein serine/threonine phosphatase activity; cation binding. Gene Ontology annotation, biological process: protein dephosphorylation. Bases 437 to 1183 code for a protein of 248 amino acids. The transcript has 6 exons. The record is from RefSeq and is a predicted model, not a curated record.
UAUAGCUGCGCUACAUAGAACUUGUAAAAACUAGAAUACAUGGCGGUUGAUCGUGGUCGCGCAGUUUCCUGUUUUAUGCCGAGAUAUAACUACAGCUAGCUAGACUACGAGAGUGCGCGUCAAUACAUUCGCGUUGAGUCAUCGCAAUGGAGAAGUGUGUUUGUGGGCGUAGAUAACUGAUUUGGAUGUCGGCAAGACUACCCAGUACUCAGUACCCAGUACCCAGUACCCAGUGACUUGCAGAAGCGGUGUCAUAGGUUCCGACUGCUGAUAUCAGAUUUCACUAAGCUGCAUGGCCGCGCUGCGUCUGUGACGCGGGAAGCAGUGUGUGUGUGUGUGCCUGGCUGGGAGCAUUAAGAGCGAUCCGCGGACCCUAGCCAUCCUGCAUGAGUGUGCAUAGCGUACAAGGAAGGAGCGGUUUGCUUUGACCGCAAGCAUGUUCGGGUUCAAGACAGGUCCGUUUCCGACCUUCACGCCACGCCGCGCGAUAACGGUUGAUCUAAGGAGCCUCGUGAUGGGACAGACGCUUUCCGAGCCAGUCACAUCGAAGGAGACAACGGGAUGCGAGAACGUAUACGUGAAAGUUGCUUCAUCUUGCAUGCAGGGAUGGAGAAUGAACAUGGAAGAUGCCCAUACACAUAUCCUUGCUCUGUCUGAAGACAAAGAGGCUGCAUUCUUUGCUGUUUAUGAUGGCCAUGGUGGUAAUCUGGCUUUAUCACGAGCUCUCGGAGACUUUGUAUUUAAGAAGAAUGACCGAAAACGGGCAGAGGAACAGAUAGUGACAGCAUAUCCAGACGUCGUGGUGCGGGACAUAACCAUAGAACACGAGUUUAUUGUGCUUGCUUGCGACGGAAUCUGGGACGUGCUCACGAAUCAGGAGGUGAUUGACUUUGUGCGUGCACGACUUGCACAGCAGAUGUUACCUGAUCAGAUCUGUGAAGAGUUGAUGAUGAGGUGCCUGGCACCUGACUGCCAAAUGGGUGGCCUGGGCUGUGACAACAUGACCGUUGUACUAGUGUGCCUCCUGCAGGGUCAGCCGUGGGAAGAUCUCUGCCUCAAGUGCGGGCGGCCAAAGAUGGCCGACCGGUUAGUUGACAUUCACACCCCUCCCGGAGACAUUGACCUUCAUCCAGAAAACAGUCUGUUGUCAACAGAGGCACGUGAUUGGUCAGAGGCCAAGUAGCCAUCUGCCUAGUAGGAUGCAUUUGAUUAUUUAACAAUAGCUUAUAAUUGAUGGUUACCCAACAGUGCUGUUCAAUUGGCCAGAGCUCGGGUGACCAUCAAUGGAAGUGCCAUUGCAUGGAUAAAGACCACGCAUUCAUCUAGAAUAUUGCAGUUUGGCAGUCUAUGGUUAUAGUCACUCGUUCUUGUUCACACACACUAGAUGCCUAUGCUGCCAUAGACUUAAUCUCUGUAUAGGUUCUCAGAUAGAUGAUUGUAUUGUCAAAUAUUUAUAGAAGCUACCACACAGACUAUGAAAAAAGUCUGCCGUAAGAAAGUUGUAUUAAAGGAAGAAAAACCAUCAUAGUAGCAUGAAUAUUCUACAGUUUUUUGGGGUUCUUUAAAGGUUAGAGAACAAUCUAUGUUGCUGUUUGAAUGCAUGAAAAGUCAUUUGGUGUGUCAAAACCUUGUCAUCAUUUUGGAAAAUCGGGCACUAUAGAUUAUUAAGGUAAAGUGGUCAGCAUUUAUCUCUGCCUUUGGCCAAGUGUCACAUGCAGUAAUGAACUUUUUACAUGUCAGGUAUUGUGGUCACUGACGUGUGCUUCACCUUUGAAAUCUAAAUGACAUAGUUUGGCCAAUAACAUAGAUUAAGAUUAUAUUUAAAUGCAUUUUGUGCUGACAAGUGUGAACAAAAUAAAAACAAAUAAUGUUCAGAGGCUCAACUAUGGUAAACAUCAAUGCACGUGCUCAGAAAGGUAUAUCCUUAUUCCUCAAUGAUAUUCUAGGAAAGCAUCAGGUGUCAAAGUGUAAAACACAUAGUACUUACUGCUAAAGAUGUCAUCUGUAUUGCACCAGUAAAUUAUUACACUACAUAGCUGGCUGGUAGUGUCUCGUAGGUCUCACCAACUAUGAGGCUCGUUUGUCUCUUGUUUGAAUGUCUGCCAUCUAGUUGUUUUGUAUAGUUUGUAUUAAAUAUAUACUUUGUCAUGUUUAGUUAGUUAAAGGGGCCCAAACGUUUAUACCAUAAUGUAGUAAGCUUCGAUAGCAUAUCUGCUUGCUCAACCAGCAUCGUUAUAAUGUUGUAUGCAACUAUUAGUGGGGCAACCAUGUUUGAACCUUUUAUUGAAAAGGGUUUUUGUCCGAAAAUUGCACUUGCUAUAAAACGUGAACAUGAUUUCAAAUGGGCUUGCAUGUAACCUACUAUAUGUAUUCAGUUUAUCAAUCUGAUGAGUGAGAACUUGUUUCUUUGCUAUGAUGCAACUGCAAAUAUAUGUGUGAUAAAGCCGUUACAA